This is a messenger RNA of Lingula anatina, 1941 nucleotides long. Its product is annotated as heterochromatin-stabilizing protein CFDP1. The record is from RefSeq and is a predicted model, not a curated record. Gene Ontology annotation, cellular component: Swr1 complex. Lineage: Eukaryota; Metazoa; Brachiopoda; Lingulata; Lingulida; Lingulidae.
UUGUAAGCAUUGCGAUCUAUCAUUUACAUUGUAGACCCUGUUUUAUAUGAUGGCAGAGGAGGGGGAAGAAGAUAAUUUGAGCUCAGACAGUGACGACGAAGAUUAUGUUCCAUCUGGUGGGGAUGAAGGCAGUGAAGAAGAAGCUUCAGGUGAAGAAGAAGAAUUAUCACUCUUGAAAGAAGAUGAUAUUGAAAAUGGCAUAAAUAAAAAUACAAAGAAAAGAAAAGGAAAGACAAAGGGUAGAAAUGAUAAGGAAAGCUUUUUUGGGAGGAAAAGAAAAGGAGGAAUAAAACUUGAAGAUGAAGACAAGGAUGGCAAAGAGGAUGAUGAGCAACAAGAGUCUAACAUUGUAGAAGAGAUGAAAAAAGAACAAGAAGAUGUCAAAGAACUGAAAGAAAAGCAAAAAGCAGAUGAUCUGUGGGCUAGUUUUUUAAGUGACGUUGGGCAAAAACCCAAGCCAAAACCAGCUUCUGUCCCUUCAGGCCUGGGAUCUCUUUCCUCAGUGACAAGUAUAAAGCCUAAAUCAGUUGAGUCUGCAGCAGAUUUGAAAGCCCCACCUCCUGAAAAUACUGCAUCCAAAGAGAUUGGCCCUCAGAAAAUCACAGUGACCAAAGUGUUUGACUUUGCUGGAGAGGAAGUCAAGGUCACAAAAGAAAUUGAGGUCAAUUCUAAAGAAGGUAAAAAAGAGUUAGAAAGAAUGGAAAAGGAAAAGAGCACUGAUGUCUCAAAACCAGGAAUGAAGAGACCCAUGGGUUUGGGGAGUGUUCUUGGGAAGAUUGGGAAGAAACCAAAACUAAGUACUUUGACCAAGUCGGCAUUGGAUUGGAAUAAAUUUAAGACAGAGGAAGGGAUAGAAGAGGAGCUGCAGAUCCACAAUAGAGGGAAAUCUGGGUACUUAGAACGGCAAGCAUUCCUACAAAGGACAGAUUUGAGACAGUUUGAACUGGAAAAAGACAUGAGAUUGAAGAAUAGCAAAAGAUUUGCCCCUCCAGAUAAAUGAGCAAUAACAUGGUCACAAUAGUUACAUUAACCUGCUCAUGUUACUGCUUUUCAAGUGGAAAAUGAAAGAGAUGCUACACAGUAGGAUCACCUAAGAAUCAAUGAAUUGCAUACUUGUAAAAGAUGAGAGACACCCCUUUACCACCGCCAAAAAGUGAUUUCAUGUUGUCAUUAUAGACCCUUUUUCUUUACCAGUUUGGUCAAAGGUUUUGCACCUUUUUUGUCCAGAGCAGAAAUCAUGGUCCAUGAAAGAUAAUUGAUAUGACUGUGUGAGACAAUUUUAAGGUUGAUUUGAGGAACUUAUUUCCCAAUUUUUUGACCCCAAAUUUUUUAAAGAUUUCUCAGAUACAGAUAAUUUUUUUCCAAUUUUUUCCUGAAUUUAUUAUAGAAGACUUUUCAGCUGCAGAAAAUUUUUUCCAAAUUUUUUUUGUAAAAGUGUUUAUCAAGUGCAACUUUUUUUCAUUGAUACGUCCUUUUUUAGGUGCAUUUAUAUUGAAGUAUGAAUGACUUUGAACACUGGCUGACUGUUGUUCGGCUCCUGGAGCAUAGUUGUAUAGCAUCUCUGCGGUUAUAAAGACAUACAAAUGUAUUACUUGGUAUUUCAUUUUAUCAUUUGGUUAGAUCACAUUUUUUAUUCUCUUCAAAAUUCAGAAUAAAAUUGUAGACACUUUUUAUUGUGCUACAAAACCUGUUGUUGUAGGUUUCAUAUUUAUAACAACAGAAAUUGUCCAAAUGCACGUGGAUGGCAUUCCAUAAAGAAACUAGUGAAACAAGCUCUGCUGUAAAGAAAACUUGUUAUAAAGAAAAAAGUGAUGCUUCCUAAAUGUGAUCAGCAAAGCUAUACAUGGUUAUUGUUAUUAUUAUUUUUAUCAUUAAACUCAAUUGACCUUUUGUGUUAUGCUUAUUUUGUAACUUGGUGAAUACAUAAAACGAAUGAAAAUA